CCGGCGAACUGUAACUACGCUGGGGGUCUCUUCACCCGGCGGCUCGAAGUAAUCAUACGAAAAUCGAGAUGUGCCAAAUUAUAACUAGUUCACAGUGAAUUAUUGCUAUAAGUCAUUGUAAAACACAAUAAUCAUACAAUUUGAACGAUGGCUUUGAAAGUAAAUUUUACAAGUGCCUUGUUUUUGUGCAUUUUAUACAGUGUUUGUAGUUUUAACUUGGAGCCAAGGAUUCCUGUGAUAAAGUUUGGUGAGGAAGGCUCUUACUUUGGAUUUUCCGUGGCGGAACAUCUUACGAUAACGAAUGAAAACGAUAAAACGAGUUGGCUCCUAGUUGGUGCACCUCUGGGCCAGAACCUCCAGCCGAACACGACAAAAUCGGGUGCAUUAUGGAAAUGUCGACUAUCUACGGCACUACGCGACUGUGAACAAAUCGUCACGGAUGGAAAACGAACGAAGUACGGCAAGAUAAAUACCACUUUGGACUCCUAUCAUCUGUCUGGCCCGCAUCCCGAUGAAAUCAAAGACGGUCAGUGGCUGGGAGUGUCGGUUCGCAGUCAAGGCCCUGGCAAGAAAGCUGUAGUUUGUGCACAUAGAUACAUCAGAAAGUCGGGGGAGUCUCAGUUUGGGCAAGGUCUGUGCUACACUCUGGGUAACGACCUUCAAUUAGUGGAUGUAUGGGAGCCGUGUCGAGGUCGAUCCGUGCAAAGAGAGCACGAAGAGUUCGGGUUCUGUCAAGUUGGAACCAGUAGUUCCCUGCUGGAAGACGACACUUUGGUUUUGGGCAGUCCCGGUCCGUACACUUGGCGAGGAACCAUUUUCACUCAGGACACCAACGAUGAUCUAAUAGAACGAGAUCACGUGGUCUAUAUGGGCCCCGUGGAAGAUGGCUACAGUCCCGUUGAAAAAUAUAGCUAUUUAGGAAUGUCAGUAUCAGGCGCCAGUUUUUUUGGAGACAAGCCAUCGUACGCCGCAGGGGCCCCUAGAGCCCACGGCACCGGCCAAGUUGUGGUUUUCAGUAAACGAGUUAUUAACGACUGGGCAAGAACUGAUGUAGAUAUUUUAAAUUUCACCUUGUUGUUGAACGGAGAACAGUUUGGGUCCAGUUUUGGUUAUGAGGUUGCGGCUGCCGACGUCAAUGGAGAUGGCCUUCCAGACCUCUUAGUGGGUGCACCUUUUUAUUUCUCACGCGACUCCGGCGGUGCCGUUUAUCUCUAUCUCAAUAAAAACCACAAUCUGCCUAAAGAAUAUUCUCUCAAACUAACGGGGAAAGAGGAAUCUCAAUUCGGAAUAGCCAUAGCCAACACGGGAGACUUAAACAAAGACGGGUGUGAAGAUAUAGCGAUCGGAAGUCCUUACGAAGGGAACGGCGUCGUCUACAUACACAUGGGUGAUCGGAAGGCUGGACUCAAAAUGAAAGCGGAUCAAGUGAUUAGAGCCGAGUCGUUGCCAAUAGUUAUGAAGACUUUUGGCUACUCCUUAUCCGGUGGAACCGAUCUCGAUGCUAACGGAUAUCCCGAUCUGUUGGUCGGCGCUUAUGAAAAUAGUAGCGUGGCGCUAAUUCGUACGAAACCGAUAAUAGAUAUAAAGACGUCGAUCCGACCGUCGAAUACAAUUAUUAACAUCGACCCGACGACACAGGGAUGUGAAAGAGAUCCCAAUUCGAACUACACGUGUUUCCAUUUCCAAGCAUGCUGCAUAAUCAAAUCUCUAGUGAGAUCGUCGCACAGCAACAUUCACGAACUGAAUUACGUAGUGGAAGCGGAAACCUUUCCCGGAGGACGAAAGUAUUCCAGGGUGUUCUUCGGUUCAGAGAAAUCGAACAUCAUAAACCAAACUAUACAUUUGGGAAAAGACGAGGAGCUCUGUCGCGAGCAUAUCGUGUACCUCAAGAAUAACACCAGAGACAUACAGACCCCGAUCAGAUUCCAAGUGACGUACAAAAUCGUCCACGUCGACCCUCAGUUCUCGAGCGGAGGGCGCCUGCCGGACAUAGACGAGUAUCCGGUGUUAAACGCCACGGCCACCACGGCCUUCAGCGCAAACUUCUUGAACGACUGCGGCCUCGACGCCGUCUGCGUCAGCGAUUUGGUCGUGGAGCCCGUGCUGCGGCUGCCCAAGACCGAAGAUGGAAAGGCGUACGCGUUGACCCUGGGCCAAGAGGAGGAGAUCCACCUCUCCGUGUCCGUGGACAACUUGGCCGAGUCUGCUUACGAAGCGCAACUCUUCGUGCGACAUCACGCCAGUCUGCAUUACAUCGCCGCUAAUAUCAGUGGCAAGCACAUGAUUUGCACGAGCGUGAACAAGACGAUCGUCUCGUGCCUCCUCGAGAACCCUUUCAAGAAGCAAGCCGAAGGAGCGGCCAUCACCAUCCGCUUCGACGCCAGAGCCUUGGAGGACAACGAACCCUCCGUGGUAUUCUCGAUCUGGGCGAACUCCACGUCCAGAGAGCUGCACCCCGGCAAGAGACCGGUUCGCGUCGAGGCGCUGGUUAUUAAGAACGCCGAGUUGCUCAUUAAAGGAGCUGCGCGGCCCGAACAAGUGUUCUACGGAGGCGAAGUGAAGGGAGAAUCUGCCAUGACGUACUUCGACGACGUCGGCACCAGAGUCAUUCAUACGUAUCAGGUCUUCAACGAAGGCCCGUGGCGCGUGUCCUCUCUGCAGGUGGUGAUUUCUUGGCCCCACCAGGUGUCUUCGGAGAACGAUCAGGGCAAGUGGCUGCUCUAUCCUGAAGACGUGCCCACCGUAGACGGAGAAGGCGAUCAAAGCAACGGCGAAUGUUUUAUUUCGGAAAGUGAAAUAAAUCCCCUGAAACUGACGACACGCCCCGGCACCUUCGAGCCCUACUUAGAGAAUCUAGAAAUGGACCCCUUCCUCAGUUCGGGCAAACUGAGCGUGUCUUCCAGCGAAAAAGAGAAUAACUCUACGCGCAAGAGAGGAGUGGAGAAUAAGAUCAGGAGGAGGAGAGACAGCGACAUCGUGAAGGCCGAAGCGUACACGGACAAGGAUGGCCUCAGGAAGCACGUCGUCAACAUGAAUUGCCAGAAGAAGACCGCCAAAUGCAUCCAGUUCCAGUGCGUGAUCUACCGCUUGGGACGGAUGCAGGCCACCACCAUCACGGUGAAAGCUCGGCUUUGGAACUCCACGCUCGUGGAGGACUACCCGCGGGUCAGCCACGUCAACGUCGCCUCCGCGGCCUUCAUCCACAUUCCCGAACAUUACAACAUCCACCAGAGCGACCACCGCGACGACACCGCCACGGUGGAGACGGUGGCGUAUCCGGAUCUGAAGAUAAGCGAGCCCUCGGAGGUGCCGCUGUGGGUGAUAAUAGUGUCGAUAAUCGUGGGUCUCGUCGUGCUGGUGCUGCUCAUCAUAGCCCUCUGGAAGCUGGGCUUCUUCAAGAGGAGCAGACCGGAUCCGACCCUGUCCGGCAACCUGGAGAAGAACAAUCACGAGUCUAGUCCCUUCAUAGGCCGCGACCGGAACGGCGUUCGAUAGCUCCGGAGGUCGGGGCUCGUUUCGGGAGGCCUGAAGGCUUUUUAGUUAAUGUCAACGACUGUGAUGCUCCGUCGAGGAAUUAAAAUGUGACGUACGAGAACUAGAUUAUUGUUACGCCCUUAUGAAAGGCGGAACCGUUGUUUUUAUUGCAUUUUUAGGGUAAUUGAGAUUUUAAAAGGUUUUCAUAAAUUGAUAUUUUUUAAGUAAAUAUCGUCAUUGGAAUUGUUCCGAAUGGUGCAACCCACCAUCUUAAACCGGUGCAAACCAGAUACAGGAACGGAUUGCUUUAAAAAUAUUUUUUUAUAAAAAAAAUGUUGUUGUAAAUACUUGCCUUAUUAUUUAUAGAUAGGCGAAGGAGUUGAUUGAUUGACUAGAUUUUUGCUAGUCACGUAAAAUAGGCGUAAGAGCCGUUGUUAUUUUACUUAUAAACGUAUGUUUAGCGAAAGGAACACUUAAAUUUGCUACUUAUAUUUUUCCAAAACUUAAAAUAUUACUUUUAUAUGCCUGUAUAUAUUGAAUUAUAAUUGAUAUACAAACAAUUAUGAAUGAUUUCGCUAGCUUGUCGCGUGUAAAUAGUUGUGCGUUUUAGUGAAUCCAUAUAUUUUAUGCGAAUGAUGUAAACGACUAGACGUUUCACUGAAACGUUAUUGCUUUCAUUAAAUUAUUUUAGCAUUAGUUCGUAAGUGUACAUAGAACGUAGUAUUUAUACUUAAAUUUUGUACUGAACUCGUUGAGUUAUCUUUCGCAAAGACGGUCCUCGUGUACUUAUUAAUAUUAAGCGUCAGGUCUUAAAGUAGCGGUUGUGAAUAUAUUUCGUCAAAAUAAUGCUUCAACACGACUUACGAUUUGUGAAAUAAAGAAAUGGUGCCAUUUA
Molecule: messenger RNA, 4369 nt
Organism: Pieris brassicae (large cabbage white)
Lineage: Eukaryota; Metazoa; Arthropoda; Insecta; Lepidoptera; Pieridae
Gene: mew
Product: integrin alpha-PS1
Exons: 17
Coding region: 148-3495 (1115 amino acids)
Biological process (GO): cell adhesion mediated by integrin; cell-cell adhesion; integrin-mediated signaling pathway
Cellular component (GO): integrin complex; external side of plasma membrane
Molecular function (GO): integrin binding
Source: RefSeq, a predicted model, not a curated record